Molecule: messenger RNA, 290 nt
Organism: Pelmatolapia mariae (spotted tilapia)
Lineage: Eukaryota; Metazoa; Chordata; Actinopteri; Cichliformes; Cichlidae
Gene: gng8
Product: guanine nucleotide binding protein (G protein), gamma 8
Exons: 3
Coding region: 78-290 (70 amino acids)
Biological process (GO): G protein-coupled receptor signaling pathway
Cellular component (GO): heterotrimeric G-protein complex
Molecular function (GO): G-protein beta-subunit binding
Source: RefSeq, a predicted model, not a curated record
GCUGUGGCGGAGGACAAGUGCACUUUUGCUCCAGGAGCCAGUCGUUUGCUGUCGGUCUUUGUUUGGGAGAGGGCAGGAUGUCUAACAACAUGGCCAAGAUUGCAGAUGCUCGAAAAACAGUAGAACAGUUGAAACUGGAGGUCAACAUAGAGAGGAUGAUGGUAUCCAAAGCAGCAGCUGAACUGAUGGCCUACUGUGAAGCUCAUGCCAAAGAGGACCCGUUGGUGGCUCCAGUGCCUUCAUCUGAGAACCCGUUUCGAGAGAAGAAAUUGUUCUGUGAAAUCCUAUAA